GGGAGCCUGUGCCCCUCAGUUAGGGUCCCUGAGCGGUGGGUUUAUUGUUAGGAGGUUGUAGACACGGACAGACAGUGCCCGCGGGUCCUUCGUUACUAGACACGGGCCUGCAGACCGCAGGGAGGGGAGAAGCUCCGGGACGCGCGCCCUCCAUCCCGCAAACCCGGGCCCUCGCCGGCGCGAGCUCCUUCCGACGGGCGGGGGGCCUCCUGGGGCGCUCGCGGCGUUGCUGCGGGAGGCGCGCCUGCUUUUGUUUCAGGUCCUCGGUGUGUCCCCAAAUGGGAGCGUGCUCCCGGCGCCCUGCGAGCAGACGCCCGAGUUCCACAAUGUCCCGUGGGGCCUGCGCUGGGCCCCUGAGGAGGAUCCGUUUUAAAGGGCAGGGUCUCUGCUUUCUUGCGCUGCGCCCCCGCGGGCCUCCUGACGCGUGUCCUCCGUCCAGGUGUCAGCAGUUCCCCAGACGCUCCCCGCAGCCCCGAGCGCGCGCGGCCGACUUCGCGGCGGAGCUGCGACCGGCUUUCGUGGCGGAGACGCCGAGAGGGGGCUGAAGGCGGUGGGGACGGCCCGGAGCGGAGUCCAGGAAACCAGGUUUGAGCUGAUAGGCACGGUCAGGACCGCAGGCGGCCUCGGGACGGGUGCGCGGCCACGCGGUUCCGCGAGGGAUUUCUUUAAGAGCUUCGUACCGGAAGCACUUCCCCGGAGUUCAAAACAGUCACAGCAGGGCCAGCGGCGGGCACCGACGCCCCUGCCGAGCCUCCUGCCCGCUUCCUCGGGGUGCAUGCGUUUAGGGAGUUAGUUUUCUUCAUGUUUAACGUGUAUUGAUUUUCAACUUAACAUAAUGAAAAAUCAUUACAAAUGACGGCUGAAAAUCUUGCUAAUGAAUGUUUUGGAACUCUCUCCGAGACUUUCUUUUCCUGCUGGUAGUUUGAAAAUAGCUUCAGUGACUGGCUUUGCAAAAAACAAUUAUUUCUUCAGAUGUACACAUAAAUUGAAAAGAACUUACACACUUUCUAAAUUACGUACAAAAUAUAUUAGUUCGACUAUACAAAGUUAUAUUAGUCUUCACUGUCUUAAAAAUGGAAGGCCAGUUACAAUACACUGACCUGCAUCCGUAAUUUAAAUUUAUGCCUUCUGAAUUGUGAGUGUACCUCACAUUCAUUAGCAAAUGAAAAGCAAACUAUUUUCCCAUGCUUAUUUACUCAUGCCUUUUUUAAUUUGCCUUUUUCUCAUUUUUUUGUUUUCACCAAUGUAUUUCAAUCAGGUGAUUAUGUAAUAAAGAUGUUAUCUAUGAUUUUUCAAUGUGCUGUCGAUUUAUUUGCAGUCUGUCUGUUUUUGUUGGUCGCUUGCAUUUCGUAGGAGAACCAUUCAUAUUUUGAUUCUGAUUUAAUGCAUUGUUUUCCCUUUGUGACUUUUUUAACUUUAAGAAUGGAAUGACAUCAAUGCAAAGGUUUUAAUAUAUGCUUUUUAGAAACUGAGACAUGAAGGGGCUUACAGGUGAGUUUCCUUAGAUUUUCUUUAUUUCUGUUGGUAAUAUUAAAUCAUUAAUGAGUCCUGUUUAUGGCCACUCCUUUGGGUUUUAAAGUAAAACAAAAAAUUUUAAGGAAAACCUCAGAUUACUCAGAUUGCCUGAAUGUGGCUGUAAGACAGUGGAAUUGAUUUCAGACAGUGAAAUCAGGUCAUUGUUCCUAUCCCCAUAGAAAGGGCAUUCUUAAAUACCUAAGUGUGCAGUUAUUUAAGAGGAUUUUUUUGCUCCUCAGUGAAGGUCAUUUACUUCUAUAAGUUCUUAAGUAUAAUAUUUAAGUCAUAACUUACAAUCUGCAAGUUAGGACCAUUAGCUUCCGGAUUUUCAAGCGCUAGCUUUAUCUAAGCAGCACUAGUUGUUGGGAUUAUUUUUAGACCAGGGUGGUAAAGAAGUGAGCCACUCACUGCCUGCCUUUGUGAAUUAAAUAUCACUGGCACACAGCCAUGCCCAUUGAUUUUUGUGUAUGGUUUGUGGCUGCACUGGCACUGCAAUGGCAGAUUGAAGGGCACAUGAAACCUGACAUGUUACCUUGUGUAACAGAAACCACCCACAUCCAAAGGUAACACUAGCUGGGCCAGUGGGGGGAGUAGAAGGAGCUAAGGAAAGGGGUUGAGAAGCGAGCUUUAUAGGGUGUAGAGAACCCGGAGAGUUUCUGGGGUAAGCAUCAGGGAUGAUAAUCAUGUUAAAAGUCACAUAGACAUGUGUUUUUGGGUAGUUUUCAAAAGAAAUUUUAACUAUUGACAACAUUUCCUUUUAAGUUAUUAAUCUAAAGCGAUGUAAUAGCCAAGAAAAAUGGGAAAAUCAACCAAAAACUUUUAGUAUGCCCAUGUUUCAACACAGCAUGAGGUUGAAAUUGAUUUCUCCCAUUUGCUCUUGUUUUGAAAAUACAGGUUGGUGGACUCAUCUUUUAAAACAUUUUCUAUUUUUUCACAUGUAUAUCAUUCCCAAUUUAUUACAUAGUGCUCAUAUUUGUGAUUUAUAAUGAUUAAAUAAUAGUCCAUUAUUGACAUUUACCUUGUAUUUUUUUCUAGUUAGCUAUGAUAGGUAUCAGUACUAUAAUUUUAAGGUACAUUUGUACCUUAAAUGAGGGUUUGGAUCCCGUGUGCACUGCACAGUAUAAAUAUUACUAUGACUUCAGUGUCUGUUACAUGGCUUUCUGACAGCAUGGUGAGCGUGGCUGAUGGCCAUCAAGAGCUCCAGGAGCGCUAGUUCCUCAGAACCACAUUUGGCUCUUACUACUAUUUUUUUUGAUGGAACAUUCAAAAAAGGGAAAGUUUUGUGGUUUGUAACUGGCAUUGCUCUGAACAAAUGGUCUUUUUUUUUUUUUUUUUAAUCCUGUUACUUAUUAAACACUUGCACAUUUUUGGUGAAGGGUCUCCUAGGUUUGAACAAGCACUAAUAUAUUACCAUUAUUCCAUACUGUUGCAUCUGUUGUAUGUGUCCUGGCCAAGUGAGACCAUGUUUUUUUGGUGUGUUUUUUUUUUAAAAGAGGAAGGGAGAGGGAGAGAAACAUCAAGGAUGGGGAGAGGGUCACUGAUCAGCUGCCUCCUGCAGGCUGCCUGCUGGGAAUGGAGCCUGGAACUCUAGCCGUGCCCCGAGGGAGGAAUCAUACAGGGAUCUUCUGGAUCAUAGGUGGAAGCUGAGCCAGUCUGCUUGGCAGAGGCUUUCUUUUAUAGCUUAAGGACUUCUGAAGGAGGGACCCUGAGACAGCCGAGUCAGGGCGGGGUAAACUCUGCAUGAGCUCACAGGUCAGCAGUGACGACACUGCUGCUUUGUUCCCUUCUAGAAGCAUUUGGUUCUUCGAGGUUGAGAUAGUCGGUCGUUGUACAUAGCAGUGUCUUUUGACAUGGGUUGCAUGGUUACAGUGAGCUAACCAAUGGACAGGUGAGGAUAUGUAGGCUGCGUUAGAGGUUCAGGUCAAAUUUACAACAUCUGAGUCGUAGGCAUUAAGUUAACUUGUGAGUUUGGGUAAGUAACUACAUUUAUCGUCUGUUCAAUCUGAUUUUACUAGGUCGAGACAUAAUUUAUUAAAUGCCGGAUACCGGGUCUGGGGAUAUCCCCGUCAUCCUUGUAUCUCUGAGUACACUAGUUGGGUAAUGGGAGAGGCAGUGUAUAGAUACUAGAAUUAUGUACGGGCGUCAGCAGUGGACACUGGUGAGCAAAUGGGGACAAUGAUUUUGAGAAAAGAUUGGAUAAAGGAUGCACAAUAUUAGAGCAACAGGUUUGGGAGAUAUUCUGAGUAAUGGUAAGGAAUUGAUUUUUAAAACACUCUGAUACCCCUAAGCUGUCACAAAUACAUUCAACAGUCAAAUUUUGGUAGUAAGGCUUACCUUCCACAUUUCACCAACUUUGCUGCAUUAUGCGUGGUCAUACGCAUAUGUCCUCCAGAUCAGUGUCACAGUUCCACAGAAAACAGUGCAACAUUUUUGAUGGUACUAUUUUGAUGUUGCUGUAUUCAUAACGACAAUUUAAAUGGUUUAUAUUCAUAUCCUGAAAAUGAUUCAGUGUUAACUUUAACCAGUUACUGUUUGCAAAUUUUCUCUUAAAAACUGGAACAAGCUGAUUGGAAAUGUCUGUUAAAGGAAUAUGUCCAGCUUUAUUAUGUUGGGCUGAUUUUAUGCAUAAAACCAAGUGCUUAUUCAAAAGUAAUAUGAUUUGCAUAUUUUCAUUUUUAAUAAUUAAAAUAGUUUGAGACUACCAAUUUGGGCUAUAUUUGGUUGCCAUACGUAAUAGAAACACUUUUAGUAAAUUGGGAUAACGUUCUUACAAUGGCAAGUUCCUUUGAUUACUAAGUUACCUAUAUAUCCAUAUAAGUAGUUGUAUAUUCCCUUGUACCAAAGGAAGCUUUAGGCAGGAUGUGUAACACUUAGUUUUGGGGUAGAAAAGUUACCUAGAAAUAUUUUGGAGGAAAUUGGUUGGAGGAUGAGCUUAAAAAGAUUUCAGUGGUUCAGCAAAGAAGGAAACAUUUGCACAAAGCCAGGUUAAUACAGGGAGAAGCAUACGGAUAUCAGAUUUGAAGUUGAGACGAGUUGGUGUCAACUUGGGACCAGAGCAUGAUGCGCUAAUCUUAAGGAGGAUAGUAAGGAAGUAACAAAUUUUCAAAUGAAAAAUAAAAUAAAACUUAUUUUAUAGGAAACAUUUAACAAUUUGUAUAAAAAUUGAAGAGUGGGUGGGGAAGGGUGAAAAGGUGAGGAAUAGUCAAUAGUGUUAAGUUUGCACAGUCCCAUGAUUACUAUAAUUUGUGGCGAUCACAUAAAGUAUAAAAAUGUGAAAUAGUUUGGGACGUGCAACUAAUUAAUACACCAAAUAGAAGAUUGUGUAUCAGACACCCACAAACUUCAUUAAUCUUAGGUGCCUAAAAUGGAGUUCAGGUGAGAGGAGUGAAAUUGGACUUUGUAGAGUAUGGGGGUGUCUUAAAUAUCUUUCAGUGAUUUUCAUGCCAAAUAGAUUGCAGUGCAGCUCGACAAUGCUUUCCUCUGCAGGCUCCACCUGCUGUUUGAAGCUUCUGCCCAGCUUGCAUUGUUUGUAGCAGAGCCUGCGUCAUACCUUUAUCUGUAGCCUUCCCUUAGGUCUUAAGGAUCCUGAGACUUGACUGUGGACGUUGGAUUUGGUGGAACAGCAAUCAUGACCGUGGGAAAGAGCAGCAAGAUGCUGCAGCACAUUGACUACAGGAUGCGCUGCAUCCUGCAGGACGGCCGCAUCUUCAUCGGCACCUUUAAGGCUUUUGACAAACACAUGAACUUGAUCCUCUGUGAUUGUGACGAGUUCAGGAAGAUCAAGCCAAAGAAUGCGAAGCAGCCAGAGCGGGAAGAAAAGCGGGUGUUGGGCCUGGUGCUGCUGCGUGGGGAGAACCUGGUUUCCAUGACUGUGGAGGGGCCGCCCCCUAAAGAUACUGGCAUUGCUCGAGUACCACUUGCAGGAGCUGCAGGAGGCCCCGGGGUUGGCAGGGCCGCUGGCAGAGGAGUACCAGCUGGUGUUCCAAUUCCACAGGCUCCUGCGGGAUUAGCAGGCCCUGUACGAGGGGUUGGGGGACCCUCCCAGCAGGUAAUGACUCCACAGGGACGAGGCACUGUCGCGGCUGCCGCUGUUGCGGCCACUGCCAGCAUUGCUGGAGCCCCAACUCAGUACCCACCAGGUCGGGGGACUCCCCCCACACCUGUGGGCCGGGCAACCCCCCCUCCAGGCAUUAUGGCUCCUCCACCUGGUAUGAGACCACCCAUGGGCCCACCAAUUGGGCUUCCCCCUGCUCGAGGGACACCGAUAGGCAUGCCUCCUCCAGGAAUGAGACCCCCUCCACCCGGGAUCAGAGGUCCACCUCCCCCAGGAAUGCGUCCACCAAGACCCUAGGAUACUGUUGUCCUUAGUCACUCUUUUCCUGCAAUGCGUCUCGUGAAACUGUGUAGAGUGUUUGUGAGCUUAUGUCCCCUUUGCUGCAUUAAUAUUUGCAAAUAAAUGCAUAGAGCAAUGAAACUGCCAGGGACUGUCGUAUAUUUUCUUGCCUGUUGGUUUUGUUGAGGUCAGACUGAAGACUGGGAUAGUUUUUGUCUCCAAAUUACUAUAUAGGAAUGAGAUAUAGUUUGCUAAUCAAUUCACUUAAAUAGGUGUUUCUCUUUAAUUCUUGUGAUAGUAUGGUUGUGAUGAUCAUUUCAAUUUUCUGACUUUCCCUCUGCAUUGAGUGGUGUUAAAAAGCUUCACACAUAAGGAAACUCCUGACCCAGGGGAUUAAAUGGUUGAGCCAAGACGCCCACAUGGUCUCCUCUACUUUAAUGCCAUAAAUACCUGGAGGGAGGCUAGAAUGGAAGAGAGGUCUUGUAAGGCCACAUGUACAAGGAAACAGUGGCGUGGAAUCAAAGCACGUGGAGUAGGUUUCCUUCUACAUACUUGUGGGGCAACUUACAGUGCUCUGCCUUGUGUGCUCAGAGUACAGGACAGGAUGCUGGAGCAAUCGUCAUUGCCCACCCAUGAGUAAGUAUUUACCUAUAUUUUUUGAUACUCAUGACAGGGUCUCAGUAUUGGAAGUCAGGGGAUUUGUAUUUCAGAGAAGUGUGAAUUAGAUCCUAAAAUAUAGUUGACACUUCAGUCCACUGAUGUGUUUAUUGGAAAUGUUCAGAAGAGGAAAUGUAUACUCUUUAAGCUCAAUAAUUAGGAAUAAAAUAGUUUAAUAAAAAGGAAUGCUCAUAUGUAGGGCCAGGGUAAGUUGAUUUUGCAAGAGUGGACUUGUGAAAGGAAGGGGCAGAAAGCUUAGCGUUUACUGCAAAGAGUUCACCUAGGUAAUGAGUGAACCCUUAGUGAUUGUGGGAGUUAGUUUGUAAGCUACUUUGGGUAAAGAUAAGCAUUAAUUUGUUAAUAACUCAAGACUGCCGGACUGAUUGUCUUCAUUUUUUUUUCCCCCAGCAGAGGUUUGUGUAUCUUCCACUUUUUAAAUCAUCACUUUUCAAGUAAAUGUCUACCAAGGACAGUAGACCUUCCGAAUGACUACAGUUGAGGUGGGUCACUAUCAGGUUGCUGUGGGUGCUACCUAGGCAGGACUGUCACGAGCCUGAAAAUCCUAGUAACUGCAUAUGCGACAGAGACACAAACCAUUCCAGGUAAAGUGAUCUUGUGAAGAAAAGUCAGCAUGUAUUGCAGAGGCCUUGGCUAGAUUCAUGAUGACACAGGACCUUGUCUGAACUUAGUGAUUUCAAAAAUUGAGCUUUAAAAUGUCACUGAAAUCCA
Molecule: messenger RNA, 7234 nt
Organism: Miniopterus natalensis
Lineage: Eukaryota; Metazoa; Chordata; Mammalia; Chiroptera; Miniopteridae
Gene: SNRPN
Product: small nuclear ribonucleoprotein polypeptide N
Cellular component (GO): nuclear speck
Molecular function (GO): RNA binding
Source: RefSeq, a predicted model, not a curated record